This is a messenger RNA of Exophiala bonariae, 753 nucleotides long. RefSeq lists its product as uncharacterized. The transcript has 3 exons. NCBI's taxonomy places the organism in Eukaryota, Fungi, Ascomycota, Eurotiomycetes, Chaetothyriales, Herpotrichiellaceae. The record is from RefSeq and is a predicted model, not a curated record. The coding region runs from base 1 to 753 and encodes 250 amino acids. Gene Ontology annotation, molecular function: protein binding.
AUGGCAGCCCUCAGUGCGGAAACAGGCCUCAAGCUACUGAAGUCUGGCGAGUACUCUGAUCUCACCAUCACCUGCAACCAAGUGCAGUUCAAGGUCCAUCGAAACAUCGUCUGCUCGCAGCCCCCUGUCAUCAAAGCGGCCUGCAAUGCUAAGGAAUCCCAGUCGCAAUACGGCAUCAGCGAAUAUCCGCCAUCCAUCCUCUGUCGAGUCUUCCAGUUCUUGUACACCAACAAAUACAGUCCUUUCAAACUCCUUGAAUUCAUGAAGAAGUGGGGUGUCCAAGAUGAUGAUAUCUGGGAUCUUCCAAACAUUCGAGUUCACAGUCAAGUUUAUCGAGUUGCAGAUCAUUUGGGCAUAGAGAGCCUAAAGAAGCGUGCAGCUGCAAACUACUCUAGCUUCUUCACGAAAGAUACUGUCUGGUCGAGCGGGCUGGCACGUCCUUUGCAGCUCAUGUACAACUGGAGCAGCCCAAGCGAAUCCGAACUCCGAGACCCUGUCAUGAUAUUCCUCAUUGCGAACCACGAGAAACUGAUCUCUCACCCUGACGUCAGCAACAUUGUGAGGGCUGAGGAUCCCAUCGUCUGGAAAAUCUGCGAGGGCCUGAAGAAAUAUGCUGAGACACCCGCCAAGGAUGGUCAAAAAUCUGCAAUUGAAGUUCGCCAGAAGCCAAAGUUGAAGCGCCUUGCCCAGGGACCUGGCUAUGACGUUCUGGUGUCGGAACUAAUAGGCCGGGACAGUGUAAAAGGAAAGUGA